This is a messenger RNA of Candoia aspera, 849 nucleotides long. RefSeq names its product proteasome 26S subunit, non-ATPase 9 (gene PSMD9). Gene Ontology annotation, molecular function: protein binding. The transcript is spliced from 6 exons. The record is from RefSeq and is a predicted model, not a curated record. Gene Ontology annotation, biological process: proteasome regulatory particle assembly. Bases 35 to 652 code for a protein of 205 amino acids. Lineage: Eukaryota; Metazoa; Chordata; Lepidosauria; Squamata; Candoiidae. Gene Ontology annotation, cellular component: nucleus; cytoplasm.
UUCUUUUUUCCUUUUCGCUGCUUUUCCUAAGAAAAUGUCUCUGCGGGAGGAGGCGGUGACGGUCGGCGACCUGCAGCAGCUGCUGAAGAAGAAGGACGAAAUCGAAGCCCAGAUCAAGGCGUAUUAUGACGUCCUGCAGGAUCAAAAAGGUGUUGGAAUGAGCGAGCCACUUGUAGACGCCGAAGGCUAUCCUCGGGCAGAUGUGGAUGUCUAUCAAGUCCGGACAGCGAGACACAACAUCAUCUGUCUGCAGAACGAUCACAAAGCCUUGAUGCAUCAGGUGGAACAGGGUCUGCAUCAGCUGCACGCCCGGGAGAAAGGGAAACGCGAGCGGGACGAAGCCGAGGCUCGAGCCGAAGCCCAGAGCCAGGCCUUGCCCCAGCCCUUCGCCCGAGUGAAUGCGGUCACCCCUGGAUCCCCGGCAAGCUUCUCGGGUUUGCAAGCGGACGACGAGAUAGUUGAGUUUGGCUCCAUCAACAGCCACAACUUCCAGUCCCUGCAGAAUAUCGCCACCGUGGUGCAGCACAGUGAGGACAAACCCCUAAGUGUGACUGUGGUCCGAAGAGGGGAAAAACUCCAUCUUGGGCUCACGCCGAAGCGCUGGAGCGGGAAGGGACUUCUGGGCUGCAAUAUUGUCCCUUUGCAAAGAUGACUUCUGGUGAUGACGCAGCUUGUGGUUAUUUGGUGACGUGCCAAUUUGAUGUUAGCAUCUACCCGAAGAAGCUGGAAGGUUGAAAACGAAUUUGGAAGUUGGGGCUUUUGCUGUGUGCCCUGCAGAUGCCAUUUGAAUAUUCUUUUCUGAUUCCUAAGGGGUAUUCAGAACCUUUUAACCUGUGGGUAAAGACAAAA